AUGGAACCCAAUGGUAACUCAUCAGGCUUCAGCGAUCAGAAGACCAACAAGAAGAUAUUCACUCCCUCCGCGACUAUGAAGCCACACGGGAAGUCCACUGCUGCCUUGGCGAUUGCGGCUAAACCUAACGGCAAAAGGGCUGUUUCAUCUGCCAUUCCGAAGAAGCAAAAAUCUGAUGUUGCUCUCUCCUCCGCGCAUGGUGACCGAGUGAUGUUCUUAAGAGAUGUUUCUCGCUGCCCACACGAAACCGAGUUGAGGUUUCUUCUGAUUAAUUUUUGGGAGGCUCGAAAUCCAAAUACGAAAGAGCUCAUUGGACAGGAGUUGCUUCUUAUUGACGAAGAGGGAGCUGUUAUUCAAGGUUUUGUUCCAGCAGGACGGGUUGGGAUGUAUGAGCUGACACCAGGAGCUGUUUAUAAACUGCCUGGCUUCUUCGGAUCCAGGAGCAAAGUCACGUUUCGGGUUGCUGAUCAUAGCGUCACUGUAUCGUUCUCUUGGAACUCUGAUUUGUCGGUUCUUGAUAACCAUCCUGUCCCAAUACUCCAAGAUAGGUUCUGGUUCCAUAACUAUGAGGAGUUUCAGGCCAACUGUGACCACAGGGUGACCUUUAUGAUUAUGUUGGUCACAUGAAACUGGUGAAUGGGUAGACUAUCACUGACCACACUGUCCUUGAUGAAGUUGACAUAGCAAAUAAGCGGCAUCUGUGUGUUCAUGUCCAGACACAUGUGUACGAUACGAUAGGGCACACGCACAAGUUCGUUGUCAAGGUUUUCAGAUUAUAAUCUGAAAGGCAAGACUCAAACCAUAACUGUCACAAAGAUACUUCCACCAGAGGUUCCACUUGCUAUAUC
Brassica napus (rape) is the source of this 848-nucleotide messenger RNA. RefSeq lists its product as uncharacterized. The transcript is spliced from 3 exons. The coding region runs from base 1 to 627 and encodes 208 amino acids. The record is from RefSeq and is a predicted model, not a curated record. Lineage: Eukaryota; Viridiplantae; Streptophyta; Magnoliopsida; Brassicales; Brassicaceae.